UUUUGUUUGCUCCGCUUCCCCUUUGAUCCGAUCCGAGUCAAUUUGGCCGGACGGUCCGGGUUAACUAGCAUUACCGGGUUACGUGCGCUGGUAGCUCUAGGCGUCAUUGACGUUCCGGUCGUUGCUUCGGAUUCCCGGAGUUGGAAACCCUAACACAGUGAAGUGGACGUUAAAGUUGAGGGGCUUUGUGAGGGCGCGAUUAACAUCGCGGCGCUGCCGGAAAAAAAUGCAAAGAUGAACUCCAAAAGGAUGACUGUGAAGGAUUUCAUUUUAUCGGAGGUGCCUGAUUGGGACGAUGAAGUGGUUGCCUCGGCCCGUUUCAAGGCCUUUAGCGGUCAAAGAUCUGAUUGGCAAUCGAAAUUCCUCUUCUGGAGGGAUUUGAUAAUCAAAAUAGCCCGACAUGUUGGGCUCUUUAUUAUUCGUCCUUCCGAGGUCAAGAAUGAUUGGUUUAAUCGAGGGGGCUUGACCCCUUUAUGUCUCGACCAUGUAUUGUUUCUAAUGUAUAAUGAAGGUGAUAUCACAAGAACUGCUGAUCUUGUGGAUCCUACUAGUGGAAGACUCUCCCAAUUAUUCAGAAAAGUAAGCAACCUAAUAACAAGGUCAACAACGACUCAGGAAAUUAUAUCUGAAGAACCUUUCAUCCUAACCAUGCUGCUUAAGGAUAAGGCAGCUGAAGUUAUCAAACUUCUAUCUGAAAGUCACUGGAAUUCAUCAUGUAUCGUAACAAUGAAGAAAUUCCAAGAAGUAUGUGGAGGGCCUGAUGAGAAAUCUGCAAUCUUGGGGUACCUGGGAGGGUGUGGAAAAGCACAGUAUAUUUCAGUGCGUAAGAAAGAACUUGUAGAGGGUAUCAAAAUUUCUCUUUCAACAUCAGCUUUAUCCCAUAUAUCUAAUUUAGAUUAUGAUAUUCUGCACUUGAUUUGGACAACUGAGAGGCUUCAGCAACAGCUUGAUAUGAUUGACCAACGUUAUGAAUUGUCAAGACAAUCAGCACUAACUUCAUUACAUUCUGGAAAGAGAAAAUUGGCUCUCAGGUAUGCUAGGGAGCUGAAGCUGGCCACCCAGAGUAGAGAGAAAUGUUCUUCACUUUUGAACAGAGUAGAGGAAGUACUUCGUGUUAUUGCCGAUGCUGAAUCCACGAAAAAGGUUUCUGAAGCCGUGGAGUUAGGAGCCCGAGCGAUGAAAGAGAAUAAGAUCAGUGCAGAGGAAGUGGAUGUUUGUUUAAGAGAUAUCCAAGAGAGCAUUGAUUCACAAAAGGAAGUUGAAAAGGCGCUAGAACGAAGUCCAGCAUACACGGAUCUUGAUGAAGAAGAUAUUGAAGAGGAGUUCAAAAGGUUAGAGCUGGCGGUUGGCAACGAGACCGGAGUUCCUGAACCUGAAAACGCGUUUACUGAUAGGGAAGGAAAAGAAACUUCGGAAGCCGCCGAAUUUAUAAACGAUGCUUUCUCAAAUCUGAAGCUCUCAGACGAUCUUGCGGAGUCCAAGCUCGAGAAAGAAUCAAAAAUUCCAGAAAUGGAAGCCGCGUGAGCGUGAAAGUUCCAUUAAUCUGGAAAUGGUUGUGGUUAUUAUGCUUUAUUUGGGGCUAAACGACCAACGGUUUGAUUAGUCAAUUUACAUGUAGACACUGUUCUGUGCGGACCAGAAGUUGUAAAUGAAUAUCUCAUCUGUCUCUAUUUUGAUUAUUUUCUUAAGAAUUAUUAUAAUUUUCGGGG
Molecule: messenger RNA, 1709 nt
Organism: Neltuma alba
Lineage: Eukaryota; Viridiplantae; Streptophyta; Magnoliopsida; Fabales; Fabaceae
Product: charged multivesicular body protein 7
Exons: 8
Coding region: 235-1524 (429 amino acids)
Biological process (GO): late endosome to vacuole transport via multivesicular body sorting pathway; vesicle budding from membrane
Cellular component (GO): multivesicular body; cytoplasmic side of plasma membrane; ESCRT III complex
Source: RefSeq, a predicted model, not a curated record